ACAGUGUUUGUUGGAAAGAACAAGCUGCAGAAAGAUCCGCUGCGCUCCUUCCGCUGGCAGGGCUUCAAGCUGGAAGAAUAUCUCAUCGGCCAACCCAUCGGGAAGGGCUGCAGUGCCGCGGUGUAUGAAGCAGCCAUUCCUUUCUCCCAGGAACGUGCGGAGAGCGGCCGCCUCGCAGGGCAGGGGCCAGCCGUGCAGCGGGACCGUGGCUCAGCUUCACAGGCGGCUGAAGAGGAGCCCGGAGAGAAGCACCGACCCAAAGAGGCUUUUCCAUUAGCUAUCAAAAUGAUGUGGAACAUUUCGGCCGGUUCGUCAAGUGAAGCCAUCCUGGAUGCUAUGGGCCGAGAGCUCAUUCCAGCCACAGGGGCUGCCUUAGCUGGUGAAUAUGGAGCCGUCUCUGGCCGCAGAAAACCUGUCCUUGGGAGGAAGAAGUUGCAACCUCAUCCGAAUAUAAUCCAGGUGAUCCGAGCAUUCACGUCUUCUGUCCCUUUGCUGCCUGGAGCCUUUGCAGACUAUCCCGAUGUUCUUCCUUUGAGCCUGAAUCCCAGAGGAAUCGGUCACAGCCGCACGCUCUUCUUGGUGAUGAAGAAUUAUCCGUGCACGCUGCGCCAGUACCUGAGGGAGAGCAGUCCUGACAUUCAUCUCUCCACGAUGAUGAUUUUACAGCUCUUGGAAGGCGUGGACCAUCUUGUUCGACAUGGAAUAGCGCACAGAGACCUGAAGUCUGACAACAUCCUGGUUGAAUUUGAUUCUGCUGGCUGCCCCUGGCUGGUGAUCACGGACUUCGGUUGCUGCUUGGCAGAUGAAAACAUUGGCUUGCAACUGCCUUUCACCAGCCCUUAUGUGGAUCGGGGUGGCAAUGGCUGUCUUAUGGCACCCGAGGUGAUCACAGCGUCACCUGGUCCGGGCAUGGUGAUCAACUACAGUAAAGCCGACGCUUGGGCUGUUGGAGCAAUUGCCUAUGAAAUCCUUGGCCUGCCCAAUCCUUUCUAUGGCCACGGGGGCGCAGCUCUGGAAAGCAGAAGUUACUGUGAAGACCAGCUGCCGAGCCUGCCCCAUCACGUGCCCCUUGAGGUGAAGCAAGUGAUAAAGAUGCUGCUUCAGAGGGAUCCCAACAAGAGGUUGUCUGCUAGAGUGGCUGCUAACGUGCUUCACCUCAGCCUCUGGGGUGAAAGCGUUCUCACAUCCAAGACCCUGAAACCUGACCAGAUGAUCGCCUGGCUUCUCUGCCAGUCUGCAGCUGCCUUGCUGAUGGACAGACUGGUGGAUAAAAGCCGGGUAGAAACCAAAAUGAAGAUGUGCUUUUUGGCAAACCUUGAGUAUGAAGACCUCUGGGCAGCGAUAUUCCUGUUGCUGGCCUGGAGAAGCCGGUCUGGGUGA
Molecule: messenger RNA, 1380 nt
Organism: Mesitornis unicolor (brown roatelo)
Lineage: Eukaryota; Metazoa; Chordata; Aves; Mesitornithiformes; Mesitornithidae
Gene: PINK1
Product: PTEN induced putative kinase 1
Exons: 7
Biological process (GO): regulation of apoptotic process; protein phosphorylation; autophagy of mitochondrion
Cellular component (GO): mitochondrion
Molecular function (GO): ATP binding; protein serine/threonine kinase activity
Source: RefSeq, a predicted model, not a curated record